This is a messenger RNA of Gopherus flavomarginatus (Mexican gopher tortoise), 3580 nucleotides long. It is a transcript of the gene PGM2, whose product is annotated as phosphoglucomutase 2. Lineage: Eukaryota; Metazoa; Chordata; Testudines; Testudinidae. The transcript is spliced from 14 exons. The record is from RefSeq and is a predicted model, not a curated record. Gene Ontology annotation, molecular function: phosphopentomutase activity; magnesium ion binding. The coding region runs from base 69 to 1880 and encodes 603 amino acids. Gene Ontology annotation, biological process: carbohydrate metabolic process; purine ribonucleoside salvage.
CCGCCCCGCCCCCUGCGUUCCGGAAGGGCAGUGGCGGGCGGGAAGCUGAGCUGAACGGCCCGGGAAGGAUGGCGGCGCCGAGAUUGACCGAGGCGGCUGCUCAGUGGCUGCGCUGGGACAAGAAUAUUAAAACCUCAGAAAUAGUGAAGCAACUGGUUGCUGAAGAAAAUGCAGGAGAACUACAAAAAUGUUUUGGUUCACGGAUGGAGUUUGGGACAGCAGGACUCAGAGCAGCCAUGGGGGCAGGAAUUUCUCGGAUGAAUGACUUGACUGUUAUCCAGACAACUCAGGGAUUUUGCAGGUACCUUGAAAAGAACUUCAGUGACCUAAAGAAAAGAGGAGUAGUCAUUGGUUUUGAUGCUCGCGCCCAUCCUUCAAGUGGAAGUAGCAGCAAGAGGUUUGCAAGGCUUGCUGCAACAACUUUCAUCAGUCAGGGAAUUCCAGUGUACCUUUUCUCCAAUAUAACACCAACACCUUUUGUGCCCUACACAAUAACUCAUCUGAAACUUUCUGCUGGAAUUAUGAUUACUGCUUCCCAUAACCCAAAACAAGAUAAUGGUUACAAGGUUUAUUGGGAAAAUGGUGCACAGAUAACCUCACCUCAUGACAAAGGAAUCUCUCAAACUAUCGAAGAGAACCAAGAGCCAUGGCCUCAGGCUUGGGAUGACAGUCUGAUUGACAGCAGCUUGCUACUUCAUGAUCCUUAUGUCACUAUCAAUAAGGACUACUUUAAAGACAUACAAAAGCACUGCUUUCACAGGAAUAUAAACAAGGAAACAAAGCUGAAGUUCGUCCACACUUCUGUGCAUGGUGUAGGCCAUGAAUUUGUGCAGUCAGCCUUUAAGGCAUUUGACUUUAAACCUCCAUUGGCUGUUGCUGAACAGAAGGAUCCUGAUCCAGAAUUUCCAACAGUAAAGUACCCAAAUCCUGAAGAGGGUAAAGGUGUACUGACGUUAUCUUUUGCUUUGGCUGAAAAAGAAGGGGCUGGAAUUAUUUUAGCAAAUGACCCAGAUGCUGAUCGACUUCUUGUUGCAGAGAAACAAGAAAGUGGUGAGUGGAAAGUGUUUUCUGGCAAUGAGCUGGGAGCUCUUUUAGGCUGGUGGAUCUUCACUUGCUGGAAAAAUCAGAAUCAAGACCCUACUGCCAUCAAAGAUGUGUACAUGUUAUCCAGCACUGUCUCUUCCAAAAUCUUGAGAGCAAUUGCGCUGAAGGAAGGCUUUCACUUUGAGGAGACAUUGACAGGUUUCAAGUGGAUGGGAAAUAGAGCCAAGCAGCUCACGGACCAGGAGAAAACUGUUUUAUUCGCAUUUGAAGAAGCUAUAGGAUAUAUGUGCAGCCCUGUUGUCCUGGACAAAGAUGGUGUCAGUGCUGCUGUUAUAACUGCAGAGAUGUCUAGUUGGCUAGCAACCAAAAAUUUGUCUUUGUCUCAGCAGCUGAAAGCUAUCUAUGAUGAGUAUGGCUACCACAUUACUAAAGCUUCAUAUUUUAUCUGCCAUGAUCCUAAAACUAUUAAAGAGCUAUUUGAGAAUCUUAGAAAUUAUGAUGGAAAGAACACAUACCCAAAAUCAUGUGGCAAAUUUAAAGUUUCUGGAGUAAGGGAUCUAACUACUGGCUAUGAUAGCAGCCAGCCUGAUCAAAAGGCAGUGCUUCCUACCAGUAAAAGUAGCCAGAUGAUAACAUUUACUUUUGCUAAUGGAGGAGUGGCUACUAUGAGGACCAGUGGGACAGAACCAAAAAUCAAAUACUAUGCUGAACUCUGUGCGCCUCCUGGAAACAGUGACCCUGACCAGCUGAAGAAGGAAUUAGAUGAGCUGGUCAGUGCUAUCGAAGAGUAUUUCUUUCAACCAGAGAAAAAUAAACUGCAACCCAAGACAGAGUAAACAAUUAAGAUGGUCUUUGCAACAUGUUGUGGGCAGAACCCUACACUAUUUAAAAAGUAGGGAUUUGUAAGGACCAAAAAAAAAUUAUUAAAAUAUAUAUCCUUACCAGUAUGUGUUCCACAUCCUCUUUGGUCUAAUGUCUUGUCUUAUUUUAUUCGAGUAAAUCAAGGGAUUUCUUAUUAAAACUAGCAACCAAAAAUUGUCUGAUAUAGUGCAAAUAUGUUUCAAUAAUCAAGUCUUGUUCUAAUAAAAUAUUUUAUUGUACUUGCCUUGCCUUAAUUUCUGUAAAUGCAGUCUGCUUUUUACAUGUAUGUAGCCUAAUUUGAUAGCAAAGUAAUGACCAAGUUUUUGAUGAUGUGGGAACUGGAUAGUGCUGCAUGAAUGUCUAGUUUUAUUUUUGCAAGGCAGGCUACUUGUGUAACUAAGGGGCACUGGAAAUCUGUGGAUAAUUUUGGUAAAAUUGGGGUAGACCACCACACUUGGCCACCACACUUUAUUUAAUAAUGAACCAUCUGGACAUGUUUUACUGCUAUAAGACAAUAAUAAUAAUAAAGUACAGGAGUAAUGUUUAUAUACGAUACCAGUCUGUGGGAAGCUAUGUGAUGCAGUGAUGUUACAUUCACCUUACACAGAAGGAGUGAUCCCCAAGUUACAUAUUUCAGCUGGUAUUAUUUAUACAUAAUACAAGUUGUAUAUCUCUUUACAUGUCACUAAAAUCCAACCCAUCGGUUUGUCCCAGCUCCCUAACUUCUUGUUCUGUUUUAGAUACUAGCAGUCUAGGUAUUGGUCCAUGAGGGUGCCUCCCUUAGCUUGUACUAAGACAUAGAAUGAAUGUAUCUUGAUUUUGACAAGUUUCUUACAUGCUUAUGUCAAAUGUUUACAUCAGCAAAUGGAAGAAGUUAUGGGAUUAUGGUGUAGGCUGGUUUUAGGCUACAUCACUAUUACAAUAUUUGUGCUUAAUGUUCUUGGUGUUCAAUGCAUACUAAUAUAUAAAAAUAUGGAGCAGAUAAUAUGUAUUACUACAUAUAUGCUAGUCAGCAUAAAUUAGUCAGUGAAGCAGGCCAGAAUGGACAUUGGUUGUCUAUUGCCAGGGUAUCUAUGAAAAUACAUCAUCUUGCAGGCAGGGGAAGAGGAAAUGCAGUAUCUUGGGUUGGAGCUGAGCAUGCCAGCCCUGUGUCUUGUUCUCUAAAGACACUUAAUAUCAUGCUGGGGCAGAGACUGGCUUCUUGGUAUGUAUUUAUAUAGUGCAUCAUAUGAUGCAGCUCUGAUCUUUGACUGGGCCCAUAAUUACUUAUUAAAUAGUACUAAUGAUAACGAGUGGAGGGGUUUGCUAUUGACUUCAGUGAGACUUAGGAUGUUUCACGUUGUACAGAAAUUCCAUGCACAUUGCUUUUCGUUGCCCCUGUAGUUACCUUCUGAAAAUGAAACGCAAGGACAACUCUAAACUAACUUAUUGAAAACCAUGGGAGAACACACUGCAGUCUGGAAUUAUGAAUAUACUUCACUGAGGACCAUAUAAUGUGUGCUUAUUGUAAAUGCCAUAUUAAUGUUGGGGAUUGUACAACAUGCAGCCCGUGUUGGUCAAAAUGUUAGUCUGUAACUCAGCAUUCUUGUGUUUGUUUUAUUGUGCUAAAAUGUAUUUGGCAUAGUGUGAACCUGAAUUGAAUCUUGAAAGCAAAAUAUAAUUCCUUUUAAAGUGA